AACCGUCACUCACCAAGCAGCCAUCUUUUGGUCUCUUUACAUAUCUCCGAUUGGGAAAAUCAGCUAUUAGGUUUUCCAACAAUGCCAAAUGCGUUCUUCCGUUCAUCGCUACGCUCAUUCGCCACAUCGGCAAGGGCUUCGCACCACAACCACCACCAUAAGAACCACAAGUUCCUGUCACCGAACUCCUUCUUGGGGAGCUGGGAGGCGCCGACGGACCCGAAGGAAGCGGAGGCGAAGCUAGCGCGUGUGCGUAGGGAAUAUGCCAAGCAAGUGAAGGAGGUUCGUAAGGAAUACAUAAGAGAAAUGGAAGCGAUGAAGAUUGAGAAACAACAAAAGGACGAAGCUCAUAGGGAGGCUCUCAGAGUCGCCAACGAAGAGCGCAAGAAGCUCAAGGCUCAAGCUGCGCAGCUCCGAGCCCAAGAACGCGACAUCGCCCAACAACAAUUCCGACAAAUCCUCAUGAAAGAAAGAGAAGAGAAGCUUGAGAACUGGAGGAUGAAAGUGAAAAUGCAUGAAGGGAAGAAGACGGAGAAGAAAGAGUUAUUGCGUCAACAGAGUUCAGCAUGGAUUAAUGAGGGUGAUCUGGAGAAAAGAGUAGUGGAAUCUAUGGUUGAAGUAAUGUAUCUUUGAGCUCCUUGCAGUUCCACAUUUGUAUUGGUUAGUAGCUCUUUAGCCCAUACCAGUUGCAGGACGAUAUAAUGUUUGGAAAUAAGUCUUGGGAAUUUUGAAGGGAUUACUAACUAAAGUGCAUGUGGAAGUUCAAAGCAUGCUGCUUUCAUUUGAUUUAAGUAAAUGGUGAUCGGAUUUGAUGCAGAU
Molecule: messenger RNA, 819 nt
Organism: Abrus precatorius (Indian licorice)
Lineage: Eukaryota; Viridiplantae; Streptophyta; Magnoliopsida; Fabales; Fabaceae
Product: coiled-coil domain-containing protein 34
Exons: 2
Coding region: 82-633 (183 amino acids)
Source: RefSeq, a predicted model, not a curated record